Molecule: messenger RNA, 7864 nt
Organism: Saprolegnia parasitica CBS 223.65
Lineage: Eukaryota; Oomycota; Saprolegniomycetes; Saprolegniales; Saprolegniaceae
Exons: 16
Coding region: 35-7864 (2609 amino acids)
Biological process (GO): microtubule-based movement
Cellular component (GO): dynein complex
Molecular function (GO): ATP binding; dynein intermediate chain binding; dynein light intermediate chain binding
Source: RefSeq, a predicted model, not a curated record
GUCGUCUCGAGCCGGCGCGCCCAAUCGACCAUCGAUGGAAGACGAGGCGGAGCUCAACGCAGCGCCGCAGCUCGAGUGGGCCAAGGUGCUUUGCACGGGCGAUGGCCCGUCCAAGCGCAGUGGCCACUCGCUCACGAUCGUCGGCUCGAACGGAUUUCUCUUUGGCGGCUGCGACUACGCCGAUCCGCCAGGACCGACCAACGACCUCUACCAAAUGCGCAUCAACACCAACGGUACGUGCGACUGGAGCCGCGUCCUCUUCCGGAAAGGUCCGGCCGCGCGCUGGAAGCACAGCGCGACGAACGUCGACAAUAAGAUCUUUGUGUUUGGCGGCUUCCACUCGGCGACGUCGCGCUUCCAGGACCUUUGGGUCUUCAACCCGAUCACUAUGGAGUGGAGUCAGCCCGUGCCGCAAGCGUCACCGCGCAAUGCCAAGCCAACGCCGGUCUCGUUCGGGUGGCCCAACUGCCCGCCACCCCGCGGCGGGCACUCGGCCUGUCUGAUGGACCGCGACAUUUACAUCUUUGGCGGGUACGGCGGCCAGGGUUACAGUCGGCGCGACUUUGAUGACCUCUAUGCGCUCAACGUCGACGAAAUGAGCUGGGUCAAGAUUACGGUCAAAGGCAAGAUUCCUGAGAAGCGGUCGGGGCACCAAGCGUGCGCGGUGGACACCAAGAUGUUUGUGUUUGGCGGCUGGAAUUGCUCGCAGCAGUUCAACGAUUUGUUCAUUUUCGACACGGAAACGUCAUCGUGGAGCAGCGUCGACGGCAGCCACAUGGCACACACGUCGCCGCGCUGGAACCACGCAUCGUGCGCGGUGCUGGCGAUCCCAAACGCCAAGAUCUUUUGUUUUGGCGGCGUUCUCGGCAUGGCCAACGAGUACGGUGCGCCGGGCGCAUUUGCCAACGACAUUUGCGUCCUCGACUCAGGCACGUUGCAGUGGCACGUGCCGGCCAUCUCGGGCGCCCCGCCCGCGCCCCGCUCCGAUACGACACUUGCCUACGAUGACAAGGGCAGCCGCCUCUUGAUUUGCGGCGGGUGGGCCAACGCGUGGCUCAACGACGUGUUUGCCCUCGACGUGAGCUGCGUCGUCGGACCACCGUACGCGAUCACGGGGCUCUUCCCGACCUUUGGCGCCAUUACGGGCGGCACGCUCUUGACGAUCGAAGGCAUUGACUUUGUGUCGCGGCCCGUCAUCGUGCGCUUCGCGUGCCGAAAAGGGACGUUGGACGUUGCGGGAACGUUCGUGAGCGAAGAAAUGCUCACCGUCAUCACACCCGACUACUCGGGGUUUCCCCCCGGCGACGUCCAAAUCCGCGUCGCGCUCCAAGGCGACUCGUUCACAACGACGAGCCAAACCUUCAACUUCUUCGCCGUCACGUCGGCCGCGACCUCCAUGCGACGCUGCUGGCAACGCCCGAACGCGCGGGGCGAUGCCUUUGGGAUCACUGUGCGCUGCCUCGCCGACGACCGCGACAUUCCCGUCGAAGUGGCCGACCUCGAGAACGGCAUGUACAUGGUCACGUACAUUGCGCCGACGCGGGGCGAGUAUGAGAUUGUCGUCGAGUUCCUCGGUACGUUUGGCGGUACUGCAGGGGUUCUCUACGGUUUCCCUCUGGUCGUCACCUUUGAAGACAAUGUCGCCCGCGAUGGCAACCGCAUGAACGGAAAGCUCCUUCUGGACAACGUGGCCAUGGAGAUGGCGUCGCUUACUGCGAUGAUGGCCGAGUGCGGCCGGGGGCUCCAGAUCGAGCUCACGGGGUCGCUCUCGUCGGCCGAAGACACGCCUGCGCUAAUUCAGCUCAAGGAGCAGCUCUUCAUGAUCGAGAAGCGAGGCACCGAGACGCUUCAUCGCCUUGCCAAGGUUCGGAGCAUGCUCGCGUAUCUGGGGACCACCAUCGAUGUCGAGCGCGACAAGGCGUCGCUCCGGGAGCUGGAGCAAACGUGGUCGGACUUGCUUCUUAAAGUGCCCAUGGUCGCGGGCAAGAUUGCGCCGCGCCUGCAAGCCCAGGCGUCGCGCACGAAAAGCGACAUUCAAGCGUACCAUACGACCGUGCUCGCGUACCACGAGCGGUUCAAGGCACUGCCCAUCUGGCUCUUUGAGACUGGCGUCAAAAGCGCGUUACGGCAACUGGACGAGGCGGCGAUCUGUCAUCGUGACGAAGACGCGAAUUUUUUGCAGAUGCGGCACAUCGCCGAGAUUUUCGAGUGCCUCCUGCUCAUGGAGCCGUCCGAGCGCGUCAUGCAUUCGAUCACGCGCUGCUUGGAUCGACUGCGCGCGGUGUGGCACUGCGUCGACGACGUCGGCCGCAAACUGUCGUUUGUGCGGGACCUUCUCUGGGCCGACUUGGACGGCGGCAUGCUUGAGGACGAAGCGCGGAGUCUCAUGGCCAGCGUUAAAGGUGUCGGAAAGGACCGCGAUAUCAAGGAAAGCAGCGUCUAUUUGGGGCUCGAAGCCAUGACGCGUGGCUUCUUGCUGAGCUGUCCGCUCUAUCAAGCGCUUCGACACCCGUCCAUGCAAGCGCGGCACUGGCAAGAACUCAUGGGCUUGCUCCAAACGACGUUUCCAAAUCCGAUCGAGUCGCUCGACCUGAAAUUUGGCGACCUCAUGCGUCUCUCGCUCGCCGAGCACAGCAAGGACAUUGAAGACCUCACCGACCGCGCGCAAAAAGAGCGGCGGAUCGAGGUCGCUCUGGCGGAAAUCGAAGGCCGCUGGGAUACGAUCGCGUUUGAUGUAUCCACGUACGACGAAACGAGCGUGCCCCUUCUCCGCGUCCGCGACGAAGACAUUGAAAUCUUGGAGGCCGAUCAAGUCGCCGUGCAAGCCAUGCUCAGUGGUCGCGUGGCGUUCUUCCAAGCCGCGAGCCAAGUGUGGGCCGACAAACUCAGCACGAUUGCCGAUGUCACGGCCGCGCUGAGCGAAAUCCAGCGCACAUGGGCGUAUCUGGAGCCGCUCUUCAUUCGGUCGGAAGAAGUCAAGCGCGAGCUGCCACGAGAUGCCGAGCAGUUUGCCACUGUCGACGGGGCCGUCAAGACGGUCCUCCAUGCGAUGGCCGAUGUGCGUCUCGUGUUGCGAGCGUGCACGGACCACCCGAACCAGAUCCAGGAGCUCCAAGCGCUCUUUUCGACGCUCCAGACAUGCCAGACGUCACUGAUCGAGUUUUUGGAAGGGAAGCGCCGGCUGUUCCCGCGCUUUUACUUUACGUCGGAAGCCGACUUGCUCGACAUCCUCUCGAACGGCAGCCGCCCCGAGCUCAUCAUGAAGCACCUCAACAAGGUCUUCCUCGCGACCGAGAGCUUUGUAUUGGAGCACUCGAAAGUCGUCGUCCAGUUUGUCGCGAGCGUCGGCAAGGAGGUCGUGCGCCUUCUUCCGCCGCUGUCGCUCGCGGGCAAAGUCGAGGCGUACUUGACGGAUGCGCAUGUGGCCAUGCAGCAGACGCUCCUCACGAGCAUCAAGAGCUCGGUGAAGCGGUACCCGACGCUCAACCGCGUCGAGUGGCUCUCGGCGCGGACGCCCGAAGCUGCGUUCCUUGACCCAGCGCAGGUGGUCCUCUUGGUGGCCGGCAUCGAGUACGUCAAGCACGUCGAAGGGGCCUUUAGCGCCAUCGCCAAAGGCCAUGAAAACGCUCUGGGCGAGCUCUUUGAAGUCGUUUCGAUCCAGCUUCAAGAGCUCAUCAAAUUGACGCGAACACUGCUGAGCGACGAGGCGCGGAUGCGCAUCAUGUGCCUCAUCACGCUCGAUGCGCAUGGCCGGGACAUUCUGCUAUCCAUGGUGUCCCAGCACAUCAGCUCGGCCGCGUCGUUUGUCUGGCAAGCCCAGCUCAAGCCCCGGCUUGUCCUGGAGGCGACACCGGCACUCGAUAUUUGCGAUGCCAGCUUCGAAUAUGGCCUCGAGUACCUCGGCAAUGGUCCUCGCCUCGUCAUUACGCCGUUGACAGACCGCAUGUAUGUGACGGCGACCCAAGCUCUGCAUUUGCACAUGGGCUGUGCGCCGGCGGGCCCCGCAGGCACGGGCAAGACCGAGACAACGAAAGAUCUUGCCAGUGCGCUUGGGAAAGCGUGCUAUGUCUUCAACUGCUCGCCAGAAAUGGACUAUAAGAGCCUCGGCAACAUUUUCAAAGGACUGGCGUCCAGCGGCGCGUGGGGCUGCUUUGACGAGUUCAACCGCCUCAUACCCGAAGUGCUCAGUGUCUGUUGUGUGCAAUUCAAGGCCGUGUGCGACGGGAUCCGAAGCGGCGCGGCCUCGAUUGUGCUCGAAGGCGACAGUGUUGGCUUGGACCCGACGUGCGGCACCUUUAUCACGAUGAACCCGGGGUAUCUUGGGCGAUCUGAGCUCCCGGAAGGUCUCAAAGCCCUCUUCCGCCCCAUCACGGUCAUGAUGCCGGACCUGCUCCUGAUUUGCGAAAACAUGCUCAUGGCCCAAGGGUUUACGCAAGCCAAGACGCUCGCGUCCAAAUUUUACAACCUCUACCAGCUCUGCAAAGAGCUCCUCUCGCAACAAGAGCAUUACGACUGGGGGCUCCGCGCGAUCAAGUCGAUUUUGAUGGUCACGGGCGCACUCAAGCGCAGCGAGCCGACGCUCGGCGAGUCGCAGCUUCUCUUGCGCGCGUUGCGGGACUUUAACGUGCCCAAGCUGGUCCUGGCCGACGAGCCCAUCUUCCAUGGUCUCCUCAACGAUCUCUUUCCCGAAGAGCACCCCCCACGGUACAGUGCUAUUCAAGUCCACGGACGCCAACCUCGAAAACACAUUGAAGCGUCGUGUGAAGCGCUUGGCCUCUGGCCCGAAGCCAGCUUUCGCCUUAAAGUCGUGCAGCUCGAUGAGCUACUGGCCCUGCGUCACUGCGUGUUUGUGAUUGGCCCUGCUGGCUCCGGCAAGUCCGAGUGCAUCACGACCUUGCAGCAUGCCGGCGGACUCCGGGGCACCAAAGUCAAGAUGGUCGACUUGAACCCAAAGGUGGUCUCAACCGACGAGCUCUAUGGUUUCAUGCACGUCUCGACGCGCGAGUGGCGAGACGGUCUUCUCUCCAAGCUCAUGCGCGACUUGGCCAACGAUGACGGCGACUACUGGAAGUGGCUCGUCCUCGACGGCGAUCUCGACGCGAACUGGAUCGAGUCCAUGAACAGUGUUAUGGACGACAACAAGAUGCUCACGCUCGCGUCCAACGAACGCAUUCCGCUGAAAAAGUACAUGCGACUUCUUUUUGAGAUCAAGGACCUGACGUACGCGACGCCGGCGACCGUGUCCCGCGCCGGCAUUCUGUACCUCGCUGCCGACGACGGCAUGCAGUACCGGUCGUUUAUCGCGAGCUGGCUCAACGACGCGUCGCCCGAGGUCGACGUCCGCAGUCGCCUCGGCGAAGUCGUGCUCAAGUACGUCGAGCCAUGCGUCGCCUACUGCAAGCGGUUGCCGUCCAUCGUGCCGCGACCCGACCUCGUCGCAGUGCAAGCACUCCUCUACUUUCUCGAUGCGACCCUUGAUGCGAGUGUGGUCGCCGAGACCAAGCGCAUUGAGAUUGUCUGUGCGUUUGCGUCGAUUUGGGCGUUCGGAGGACCGCUCACGACAACCGCCGACGACGGCACCGACAGUCGUAAGCUCUUUAGCGACUGGUGGCGCGCCGAAUUCAAGAGCAUCAAGGUGCCGAUUCGGGACACGGUCUUUGACUAUUUUUUGAAUCCUCAAACCCUUGUGUUUGAGAGCUGGAAGACCUGUGCGUGGUACACGCCGUCGGUCAAGUACGACGCCAGCGUGCCCAUGUCGGAGCUCACGGUGCCCACCCCCGAGACGGCCAGCGUCCUCUUUUGGAGCGACAAGAUGGUGAGCGAGUCGCAUGGCGUCAUGCUCGCGGGCGGCGCCGGCACGGGCAAGACCCGGCUGCUCCUUGGGUACCUCGAAGCAAGCGCGGGCUUGACCAACCGCGACGGGAAAGGGUACCACUCGAGCCGAGUGACGUUCAACUAUUACACGAGCGCACCGACGCUCCAGAGCAUGCUGGAAGCCAAGCUCGUCAAGCGCAUGGGCUCGACGUAUGGCCCGAUCACGGCGGGCGCGCAGUGGAUCUUCUUCCUCGACGAUGUCAACCUGCCAUUAGUGGACGCAUACAACACGCAGAGCGCGCUCGCCUUGCUUCGGCAGCUGCUCGACUAUGAGCACUGGUACGACCGCAGCAAGUUUAGUCUCAAGCACCUCGUCGACUGCCAGUUUGUCGCGUGCAUGAACCCGAGUGCUGGCUCGUUCCUGAUCAACCCGCGGCUCCAGCGUCAUUUUGUGACGUUUGCGAUCGCGCUCCCGAGCCCAACCAACCUCGUGACGAUCUACCAGACGUUCUUGGACGGCCAUCUGGCGGAUUUUACCGACGACAUCAAACGACUCGCGGGCACCCUUCUCAAAGCGGCGCUGGCAUUGCACAGCCAAGUGGCCGCAACCUUUCGCAAGACGGCCGCCAACUUUCAUUACGAGUUUAAUUUACGCCAUAUUUCGAACGUCUUUGCGGGGCUGCUGCUCUCGAAACCUGCCGCCUUUGAGUCGGCCCGGGUCUACGCCGAUCGGCUCGUGUCGGUCGCCGAUCUCACCAAGUACAAUGCGAUGGUUCAAACCCACGCGAAAAAGUCUUUUCCGUCGGUCUCGUUCCAGCGCUUCUUUGCUCCCGAGCACGCAGACCCGAUCCUCUUCGGCUCGCUCAACGGCCCUGAGAGCGACUACGACCAGAUCACGACGUACACGGAGCUCAAGCAAAAGGCCGAAGACGCACUGACCGAGUACAACGCGCUCUUGCCCAAGAUGGACCUCGUCCUCUUCAAAGACGCCCUCGAGCACGUGGCCCGCAUCGUUCGCAUGCUGACGACGGGUCAUGCGCUGCUUGUCGGCGUUGGCGGCAGCGGCCGCAAGUCGCUCGCCCGCCUUGGCGCGCAUUUGGCGUCCUACAUAACAAUCGACAUCACGCUCACCCAGAGCUACAGUCUUCUCGACUUCAAAACCGAUCUGCAAGCGCUUUUCGCCCGCGCGGGGCUUAAAGGGGACAAGGUCGUAUUUCUUUUGAGCGACGCCGACAUCAAGCACGACCGUAUGCUUGUGGCCAUCAACGAUCUGCUCUCGUCCGGAACCAUCCCGGAUCUCUACUCGGCCGAGGAACAAGACGCGGUCGUGAGCCAAGUCGCCGCCAAGUUCAAAGGCGACAAGGAUGCAAGUUGGGCGUACUUUCUCGAUCAAAUCAAGCGCAACGUGCACUGCGUGCUCUGCUUCUCGCCGGUCGACGGGCGUCUACGGCAGUGGGCGCGGCGGUUCCCCGCGCUCGUCAACUGCACAGGUAUCGACUGGUUCCAGCCAUGGCCGGCCGAUGCCCUCCACAGCGUCGCAGAAAAGUCUCUCGGCGCCACGACACUCCACGGUGAAAAGCUGGCGGCCGUCGAGGCGUUCAUGCCCCAUGCCUUUGCCUCGGUGAAUACGGUCGCGAUCGCGUUCAAGAACGACGAGCACCGCAAUGUGUACACGACACCCAAGACGUACCUCGAGUGUCUCGCCUUCUUCAAUGCGCUCCUGAGUUGCAAGCAGCGCGAAAAAUCGACGGAUAUCUUUCGACUGCAGUCGGGUCUCGACAAGAUGGAAGCCACGUCCCAUGUCGUCGCCAACAUUGAAGACGAGCUCAAGAUCAUGCUCACCGAGGCCAUGGAGAAGAAGGUGGUUGCAGAAGAAAUGGCUACCGCGGUCGCCGCCGACAAAAUUGUGGUCGAGACUGAGACGCAAAGGGCCAACGUGGAAGCUGCCAAGUGCCAAGCGAUGCACGAUGAGAUGUCGGUCAAGAAGGCCGACACGGAAAAGACCUCGAGGCCGCGCUGCCCAUGGUACUUGACAUUCAAAAACAUUUAA